GUAGCUCAAUAUUAUGUAACACUGCGGUGUAAAACUAAUCGAUCAAAACGGCUGAUGCCGAUCAACGAGAGCGAUCGUUCGAUCUGGUGCCGAUCAACGAGAGCGAUUGUUCGAUCGUCUCUGUAAAAAGCACUCGCCUUUUUUUAUUGCUCAGUUGAAAUUGUACCACCAAUAAGACUAGACGUGAAAUAAAUUUGUGAUAAGAAUUAGUAGCCUUUUGCCGGAUCGGCCCGUUUUGGAAUUUUUCCCCCAAUUUGCAUCCGUUCGCAACUGGUCCCAACAAACUGGUGCCGUGACCAGGAUUGCGAUUUGCAAGCCAACGCUGGGUUAUUACGCUUGCCAAGUUUUCUCCAAGAUUGCCAGCGCCAUUCUCCUGAGGAACAAUUGGACGCUAUUGUGCACAGGAGUGUGAAUAGAUUUCCGCCAUCGCUUCGAUUGCCGAGCACAUGUGAACAAUUUAACUGUUGGUGCAAUUUAUUUGUAAUACAAGGCCUAAAAUUUCUCGACAGAAGGUAAUUAUCUGUCCAAACCAAGAUUUAAGUACGCAGGUGCGCUCUAGAUUGGUAUUUUCGUUUUCUAUGCUGCGAGUUCUGGUCCCAUUUUCCUGCCGGUGUGGUCCGAGCCGGCUUCGGUUGCAGUAAGGAUAAAACGAUCUGGCUAAAAUCGUUUACUGGCAGCCUCCUUAUCUCCGACAAUCGUAUGUUGGAGCGGAAUUGAAACCAUUCCAACAAUUAGUGGAACAUUGUCCGAUUAUUCCUGGCAAUCAUCGGCAAGGAUUUGCUUUCCCAUUAGGCUACGAUCCGAUAUCAUCUCACUUCACCCAAUCCAUUGAUUGUAUACCUGGUGUGCGGUCACACAUUUGCCGAAUAAAAAUAUUCAAGGCAUAUUAAGCCUUGGCGAAGAAUAUCAACCUACAUCAACAUGGAAAACGAGGCUGACACGCGUCAUUUGGAGCUUCGACGAACGGCGUUACUAUCAUCACUUGAGCGCGCUGGCCAAUUCAUAACUACUUAUCAAGAUGAAAGGGAUCAACUCGAGGUGCCGCUACGAUUGGAGAACUUGGACACAAUUUGGCGUGAGCUGGACGAACUACAAGCAGCAUUAGAGGCAACGGAAGAGAGCAGCGAGGGUAUGUCACAAAAUAAUGAAAUCCGUGCAAAAUUUGAAGGCCAAUACUUUAGAAUAAAGGCUGGUCUAAUUUCCAAACUGCCAUCAGAUAUUCCUGAUACGUCCGCUACCCAGCCUUCUCCCCCUAUGGUUUCCUCUAGUCUCAAGGGUCUCAAGCUUCCGACAAUCACAUUACCGGAAUUUGACGGUGAUUACAAAGAGUGGCUAGUUUUUCACGACACAUUUCAUGCGUUAAUACAUGCUAACCAAGACCUACCGGCAAUCCAAAAGUUCCACUACCUUAAAUCCGCAGUAACGGGAGAAGCAGCUCAGGUCAUUGAGUCGUUUGCUAUUUGCGCCGCAAGUUAUCCGCUGGCUUGGCAAGCUUUAGUUAGCAGGUAUGCUAACGAGUAUUUAUUAAAGAAGCGUCAUCUGCAUGCUAUGAUGGAGAUUCAACGAGUGCGAAAGGAAACCGCUUCAACGUUGCACGGGAUUGUCGACGUAUUCGAACGCCACACUAAAAUACUACGGCAACUUGGGGAGCCAGUAGAUGCAUGGAGUACUAUUCUUGAACAUCUGCUUUGUGUCCGCCUUCCAGAUGAAUCUCUCAAGGAAUGGGAGGUUCAUGCUUCAACGAUUGAGAAUCCAUCAUAUUCAGCGCUCAUUGAAUUCCUACACCGUCGUAUUCGUGUUCUCGAAUCCAUUUCUGUAAACCACGAACAAGCUGUACCGCAAAUUGCUACUUUUUCUCAUGUUUCGGCAAGUCGCAAUAUUUCCCAAUCAAAACCAGUGAACAAAACCGCGAUAGAAAAUUCAACCAACAAAUGUUAUGCUUGUGAGCAGCGCCAUCCUUUGAUAAAGUGUGCCAAAUUCGAACGAAUGAAUGCAGCUGACCGCCUGAGUCUUGUCAAUGCUAUGCGAUUAUGCCUCAAUUGUUUCCGAAGCGACCACUUCUCUAGAAACUGUGCAUCGAAAUAUACAUGCAGGUUUUGCCGAAGACGUCACCAUUCCCUACUCCAUGCUGGUUUCGAUAAUAAUGUUGAUCAUACCCGUCCAGAGCGGCUACCAGAGUGCUCUAAAAAACCUGAUCGUGCGUCUAUUAAUCUGAGUUUGGCUACAAAGCAAGAUCCUUCCACAUCGGUUCUUUCUGCAGCAUCGUGUUCCAAAACAUCGGAGCCUGGUAGUACCCCGCCACCAAAUGAGACGGAAAAAAAUGUGUUUAUGUUGACGGCUGUCGUCGUAGUAGUUGAUCGAUAUGGCAGAGAGCAUUUGGCGCGGGCUUUACUUGACUGUGCUUCUCAACCGAACCUAAUCACCGAACGGAUGGCCCAGCUUCUUCGGUUGAAGCGGAACAAAACAAACAUCCUUGUCCAAGGGGUUGGUAACCAAAGUCAACGUGCACGGGAGUCAAUACAAGUGAAGGUUGGAUCGCGAAAGGAAGGCUUCGCAAUGACUGCUGAGUUUCUUAUUCUACAGAAAAUUACGCCUGAACUGCCGUUGCACAACGUUAUGGUCGAUCAGUGGCAAAUUCCUUCAAAUCUGUUCUUAGCAGAUCCACAGUUUCACAAACGGGCCCCCAUCGAUAUGAUUCUUGGAAUCGAGCAUUUCUUUUCAUUUUUUAAAACGGCAAACCGAAUUCAGCUACCGAAACCUCUUCCCAUGUUGAUUGACAGCGUGUUUGGUUGGAUUGUGACUGGCUCAAUCAACAAAAUCAAUUUUUCAGAGCAGAAUUCGCCGUGCAGCAUUGUGGCAGUAUCUUUAUUCACCCUAGAAGAUAGUAUUGAACGAUUCUGGAAGAUUGAGGAAUUGCAAAUGCGGUCCGAUUAUUCAUUAGAAGAAAAGCAGUGUGAAGAACUAUUUUCAUUUACUACAGAAAGAACACCCAAUGGACGCUAUAUAGUACGUCAGCCCCGUCGCUCUAAAUUCGAUGAAUUGGUCGGAGACUCAAAAUCCAUGGCACGUCAACGAUUCAAUCUAUUGGAAAGGAGAUUAGAACUUAACCCCGAGCUAAAGGAAGAGUACCAUACGUUUAUGGCAGAAUACCUCUCCCUCGAACACAUGCGGCUUGUUCGAGGGGACGACAGGCAACCGCCUAAAGCAUGUUACCUCCCACAUCAUCCGGUCGUCAAAGAAACCAGCACAACGACCAAAGUACGCGUGGUUUUUGACGCGUCGGCCAAGACCUCCACAGGCUCGUCUCUUAAUGAAGCACUGUUAGUAGGUCCUGUGGUGCAGGAUGACCUCCUAUCAAUAAUCCUUCGGUUUCGAACAUUUCCAGUGGCAUUGGUGGGCGAUAUCGCCAAAAUGUAUCCACAAAUACUACUUCAUCCGGAUGACACACCAUACCAGAGAAUUUUAUGGCGAUUUAAUUCUAUGAAACCUGUCGAAACGUACGAGUUGAUGACGGUCACGUACGGCCUAGCUCCAUCCUCGUUUCUUGCUACGCGCACCCUCAAGCAAUUGGCUGCCGAUGAAGGCAACGCAUACCCGCUUGGAAAGGCAGCUCUUCAAAAGAGCUUCUACGUGGACGAUUUCAUUGGCGGUGCCGAAUCAGUCGCUGAAGCUAUCCAAUUAAGGACGGAAUUGAGUGAGCUGUUAGCCAAGGGUGGCUUUCCGCUACGGAAGUGGACCUCCAAUCAAUUGUCGGUUCUCAAAGGUUUGUCAUCAGAAGAAAUAGGCACCCAGUCAUCGAUAAAAUUUGAUACCAACGAAACGGUCAAGGCACUUGGUAUCUCGUGGGAACCCGAAUCCGAUCAGUUUCGCUUUGAUUCUGAGAUUCGACGACGAAAUGGUCCAGCUACGAAGCGUUCUAUACUCUCAGAGAUCUCUCAGUUAUUUGAUCCUUUGGGGUUGAUUUCACCAAUUACCAUCAAAGGAAAAAUGUUAAUGCAGCGACUAUGGCUUCUUCCGUGUGCAUGGGAUGACGAAGUUCCAGCAGAAAUUGCUGCUUAUUGGAAUGAUUUCACUGCUCAACUGCCAAAGAUUGCGAAUUUCCGUGUCGGUCGUUACGCUCUCAUACCAAAUGCUUCUAUCCAGCUACACACAUACUCAGACGCGUCUGAAUCUGCAUAUGGAGCAUGCAUGUAUGUUAGGUGCAUUAAUGCUGUGGGUCAAAUAAGCAUUCAACUCCUAGCAUCCAAAACCCGCGUUGCACCGCUCAAAAGAGUUACUCUACCCCGAUUGGAGCUCUGUGCGGCUCAAGUGGCGGCAAGACUUUACGCCAGAGUUGUUGGAGCGCUCCAGAUAACUACUACAAAAUCAUAUUUUUGGUCUGAUUCCACCGUCACAUUACAAUGGCUACGUUCACCGCCCAACACUUGGAAGAAUUACGUGGCCAAUCGAGUAUCUGAGAUCCAAGAUUUGACCCAUCGUGCCUUUUGGAAUCAUGUCGCUGGUACUGAAAAUCCCGCAGACCUUUUGUCUCGUGGCAUGCAUGUUGACGAUUUCUUGAAGAGUAAUUCCUGGAAGCACGGUCCCAAAUGGCUAUCAUGCCCUGAAAAUGAAUGGCCUAACACAAGGCUUUGUGACUAUCCCGUAGAAGGGAAAGAGAGGCGCAAAACGUUCGUUGCCGUUGUCAGAACUAAACCAUCCCAAAUCAAUCCUAUUUUCACUCGAUUUUCAUCGUUUAACCGCCUGCUUCGUACUUUCGCUUGCGUUCUGCGGUUUAUAGCUAACAUUCGGUGCAAGACGCGGACGCAGCCAUCGAUGGUUCAUUGCACUCCUCAAAGCGCUGUGCUAAGAGUUGAGCACAUAUUAUCUGCCGAACGAAAGCUAAUUCAACUAGCGCAGGCGGACGCAUUCCAGCCAGAGGUUAAAGAUCUACGAACUAAUAAAAUAGUGUCAAAACAGUCGCCAAUUCGACUGCUUACUCCAUUUUUGGACCCUGAGGGAAUCAUUAGAGUAGGGGGGAGACUUAGACUCUCAGACCAGCCAUUUUUAUCGAAGCAUCCUGCGCUCCUGCCUAGUAAUCAUCCUCUUUCACACCUCAUUGCCAAGUCCUAUCAUCUUUCACUUAUUCACGGUGGCGGCCGCCUUACCCUCGCUGCUAUGCGUGAAAAAUAUUGGCCUUUGCACGGCAGAAGGCUUGUUCGCAGUGUCAUCCGCAGCUGCUAUCAAUGCGCUCGAGCCGAACCACAAUCCACAACCCAACAGAUAGGACAACUUCCAUUGCAUCGAAUUACGCCCAGUCGCCCGUUUUCGGUAUCUGGAAUCGACUACGCCGGACCAUUAUAUUUAAAACCAGUGCACAAGAGAGCUGCGGCAACAAAGGCGUACAUUUGUAUCUUCGUGUGCUUUUGCACCAAGGCGGUGCAUAUCGAGUUGGCGAGCGAUUUGUCAACGAAUGCGUUCUUGUCUGCGUUGCGCCGCUUUAUUGCCCGUCGCGGACUGCCAACAGAUCUGUACACGGAUAAUGGCAAAAAUUUCGAAGGAGCCGCCAACGAAUUGGAGGAAGUUCACAGGAUGCUUCAGAACGAAUCACAGCGACAGCAAAUUAUGACAGAUCGAGAAUGUGAACGCAUCUCAUGGCACUUUAGUCCGCCGAAGGCCCCACACUUCGGAGGUUUGUGGGAGGCGGCGGUGAAGGUGGCUAAACGACAGCUCUAUCGACAACUUGGGAAUUCUAAAUUGUCAUUUGAGGACCUGGCUACUAUACUGGCGCAAAUAGAGGCGAGUAUGAACUCGCGACCCAUCGUUCCGCUUAGUGAAGAUCCCAACGACAUUUCUGCGCUUACCCCGGCACACUUCCUCAUCGGAAGUACCAUGCAUUCACUCCCUGAAAAAGAUUUGCACCAUACACCAACAAGCCGUCUCGACCAUUAUCAGCGCAUGCAAAAGGUUUACCAACAGUUUUGGCACCAUUGGCGGACCGAAUAUCUGCAGGAGUUGCAGCGUGAUACCAAAACCUGUCAUCCCAACAGAUGCAUUCAACCAGGCAGGUUGGUAGUGCUAACUGACGAGCUACAGAUUCCAGUGAAGUGGCCGCUUGCACGCAUAGUCGCUGUACAUCCCGGUAAGGACGAUUUAGUACGUGUAGUCACACUGCGUACCAACCGGGGUACCAUAACUCGACCGGUGACGAGAAUAUGUUUGCUGCCAAUGGAGGGCGAAGAUAUUUUGUGUAAGAAAAGUUUAGAACAGUAA
Messenger RNA from Wyeomyia smithii (pitcher-plant mosquito), 6249 nucleotides. RefSeq lists its product as uncharacterized. The coding region runs from base 922 to 6249 and encodes 1775 amino acids. The record is from RefSeq and is a predicted model, not a curated record. The transcript has 2 exons. Gene Ontology annotation, molecular function: nucleic acid binding. NCBI's taxonomy places the organism in Eukaryota, Metazoa, Arthropoda, Insecta, Diptera, Culicidae. Gene Ontology annotation, biological process: DNA integration.